UAGAAAGUAGAAGUCCGGGUUACAAAACCAUCUCUAAUUAUUUAGCGAAAUACUUAUCAAAAAGUUUUCAUUUACGCUCUCUUUAUGCUCAACAUGGCUUAAAAGAUAAUCACAAAACUUAUCGGUUUUUUAAGCAUCUUUAUCAAUAUGAACAAAGAACUGCUCAGCUAAUUGGUCAACAGAGAUUAGAUACUUUAACUGGUCAACAUUUAGCUAAAAAUCAAAAAGUAUUUCGUAAAUUCAACUAUCAAACUUCCCAAACUUCUUAUUUUUACCGCACUCAAGAAAAACUAGUGGGCAAGUGUGCUAAUCCGGUGCUGAUCAAAAAAAACUAUCGUUUAGGAACUAGGUCUUUAAAUUCUUUAAACUUGCUAAAUUUAGCUACUAAAGAUAAGAAAAAAGAACUUUAUCAGUUUAAAAAACCGCUAAAAUCAACGCUGCAAAGUGAUUUUCAAGAAUUCUUAAUUACUAGACUUUUACUACUCUGUAAAAAAGCGGAAUUUCUCCAUAUUCCUUUGGAGCAAGAGCAAGUUCCCAAAGAAGCAGAUCAGUGUAGUGAAAAUAUUCAGCACCAUUUUAAAACUAAUCCAGUUUUACAUUUCUCUUUUUUACCCACGCAAGCUUCUCUAAUUAGAGCAUUUAUGACUAAAUUAGAUGACUAUGCUGCAGAGUAUGAUUUAGAAGAAAGUAAAGAAUUUCUUACUUAUCCGCUAGCUCAUAAUGCUCAACAUGAAACUAUCACUAAACUAGGAGGACUAUGCGGUUGUGAUCCCACUAAAGUCAGAAACCAAUAUUUAGAUAACUGGUAUUUAGAUUACUCGGCUAAUAAUACUGAUUACCGAAAAGCAAGUUUUUAA
Funneliformis geosporum is the source of this 857-nucleotide messenger RNA. NCBI's taxonomy places the organism in Eukaryota, Fungi, Glomeromycota, Glomeromycetes, Glomerales, Glomeraceae. The record is from the annotation of a GenBank genome assembly.